AUGUCAGAUCCUGACAAGUCAAAUCUUUUUGGUCCGCUGGAUGCCAACCCAAGUCCGCCUCUUCCCAUAGGAGAUAACAUCCAUGAGUUAUCAGACAAGCAGCUAUCGAAACUCGUACAACUCAAGUUCCAAAACCAGCCGUUUCGGCUUGUGCGGCAACUAUCCAAAGACUUAGCAUCAAAAGAGGCAGAGCUCAUUUUGCUACGGAAAGAAAAGUUCCAGAGAGAGCAAGAGUUGAUGCGUCUAUGCAUGGAGUACGGCAACUUAUCUGCGUUAGAAGUAGAUCGACACCUCAAUGCGCUUCCAGUCGAAGCAAACGCACAAAAAGUUGUUUCACAAAUGAUCCAAUCGGCUUUAGAUGAACAGGUAGGAAAAAUCCCGGUUAGAAAGAGCAACCGACCUCGCCAUAUUUCGAAAUCAUCUGAGACGACAGAUCCUCCAACCGCGCAGAUCAAUGGACUGCCUCCAGAUGAGGCUCUACAGCAUAGGAAAACAAGGGAUGCCAGUUACGAGCACGAAAAGAGACAAAGACCUCCGUUGGUUCAUGGUUCUAGUUCAAGUCGAGUUCCUUCAGCAGAGACGGAAAAGAGGAGCCACUGGCUUGACUGGCUCAAUCCAUCAGAGGAGCUCAUCACUUCUUCCUCAUCUGGAAGCUUGAAUUCCCGUUUACGUUCGCUCAGUCUCUCGAGCUUUCGGCGUAAACCACAGAAAAAUCCGGUAGAAUUGCAGAGUAUCGGCGAUACAGACGACAUUGUGGUGGCAGAUUCUAAUACCGACAAAUACGGCUUUUAUAUUGACAUGCCUUCUUCAACUCAAAAUGAUUCCCCUAUUUUCAAUAACGGUGCCAUGAGUGGUGACUCUAUUCAAGCUGAAAGUGCGGCAAUGACCGCAACCAUUUCUCUCGAUGCAUCUGGAACCAUUGACAAACUCAAACAUUUGGGUGAGCUUUAUGAUGCGCAGAACGACGAGAUUGUGAAAAGGUGGGAUACAUUCAUGAACCACGUCCGGAGAGAGAAACUCAAACGGCAUAAAGAAGAGGAUAGCGAAACGUUCGGCGCCAGAGGCCAAAACCUAAAACGGCCUGAAUCCCGACUCGCAAAGUUUUUCAUAUCUGGCGACGAUGAAAACUCCGACGACUUACCGCGAGCGCUUCUUCGUUUAGUCAAUGAGAGUGGGAUACCGCCAAAAUACAGAAACACUCUUUGGUUCGAGCUUUCAGGCGCUAAAAACCGUGAAGUUCGAGGGGAAUUCCAGCGAUUGGUGGAGGUAAGUCAGACGACUGAAGAUAGUGUGAUCAAAAGCCAUUUGGAGCAGAUUGACUUGGACUUGCAUCGCACCCACCCUUCCAAUCGGUUUUUCAAUGAUAUGUCUAACAGCCAGCCAGGACCGCAUUUGUACAAGCUCCAGAAUAUUUUAUAUGCGUUUGUCGCUUUCAAGCCGGAGAUUGGAUAUUCGCAGGGUAUGAACAAAGUGGUGGGCAAUCUCCUUCUAGGAACGAACGAGGGAAAUAUCCAUAGUGCAGAAAAGCUCUCAGAGGAGGAUGUUUUUUGGAUUUUCGUAAGUUUGACGGAGGAUUUCGUUCCAAAGUACGGCAAAGUGGAGUUUUUCCAUCCAGAUGCUCUUGCAUACAUCCAGCAGGAUGUGGAGCUUGUCCAAUCUGAAUAUUUUCCCCAACUAUUGCCCAAGCUAUUCAAGCACCUAAAAUCUAUCGGGGUGGAAAUACAAAUGCUCAUACUCCGGUGGUGGUUAGGGCUUUUUACAGAAAGCUUUUUUUCGGUGGAGCUUUGGUUCAAGCUUUUUGACAAUUUGCUUCUCAGUGAAAGUGCAGACGUGAAGUUUGUGAGCUACAGUUUGGCAAUUUUCAAACUUUUCGAAAAGACUCUACUAGACAUCUUUGACGCCGACGAAGUAUACCGUCUCAUGAGUAAUUUGAAUAUGCAAAUGGUGAGUCAGACCAACAUUCGAUAUAGCGAAUUCAUCAUCAUGAGCAACGAGUUCGAAAGACAUCUUGAUGCAGCAGAUUUGGAAAGAAAACGGCUGGCUUUCAUCCAGAUACCAUCAAAUACGCCAUGA
This is a messenger RNA of Clavispora lusitaniae ATCC 42720, 2073 nucleotides long. RefSeq lists its product as uncharacterized. NCBI's taxonomy places the organism in Eukaryota, Fungi, Ascomycota, Pichiomycetes, Serinales, Metschnikowiaceae. The record is from RefSeq and is a predicted model, not a curated record.